Molecule: messenger RNA, 2416 nt
Organism: Vanessa tameamea
Lineage: Eukaryota; Metazoa; Arthropoda; Insecta; Lepidoptera; Nymphalidae
Gene: Tango10
Product: BTB/POZ domain-containing protein 17
Exons: 13
Coding region: 160-1773 (537 amino acids)
Molecular function (GO): protein binding
Source: RefSeq, a predicted model, not a curated record
UCUGUCAGACAAUCGUCGAUUAGAAUUUUUUUAACAAAUAAUAGUAACAUUUUUAUUGUUAUCAUUAUUAGUGUAUAUUUUAUAUGAAUUAAGUGUUUUAAAAAUAUAUAUCUUGCACUAUGAUAAUGUUACUCUGAUACGUUGUUCAUUUUAGAUAAAAUGAAUUAUUUAACAGUUGAUUCAGCUACGACAUCGACCAGCUCUGACAAAAAUGAAGCAACUAAUAAUGAAGAUCUUGAAGUGGACAACUCACAGAGUGUUUUGCUUAAGAUAGCAACUCUGUAUGCAGAGCAGUUGAUGAGUGAUCUGAUCCUGGAGGUGGGAGGUGUCGGCUAUCCUGCCCACAGGCUCAUAUUAUGUGCCAGCAGUGAAGUAUUCCAGGUUAUGCUAAUGAAUCGUGAAUGGAGUGAGUGGCGUGAAAGCCGUAUAAUAUUGCAGGAAACUCCCACUGGUGCAUCUGUCUUCCCUCACUUCCUGAAGUAUUUUUAUACUGGCCAAAUUAGGAUAUCGCAUCAAACCGUGCUUCCCGUGCUGUCCCUUGCUGAUAAAUACAAUGUUAAGGACCUUGUAACCCUAUGUCUGAGUUACAUGUCUCAGCAUAUAGCGCAGGCAGCAAAACGCGGACAACUUAUCGCUUGGAUGCAGUACACCAUGGCUUGUGGCCAUAAUGAUGUUGCCAAGGCUUGCCAGAACUUUGUCAAGUGGAACAUGGAGUGGGUGGUAGACAGUGAGCUUGCGGAGCUGGAGGAUGACACGCUCCUGCUGCUGUUGCAGCACAGUGACCUCGUGCUGCACAACGAGAUGACGCUCUACCAAUUCGUCGUGCGUUGGUUAAAUAAACAGAAAGAAAGGCUGAACACGAGUGACCUCUCCGAGACCGAAUUGAAAGUGCACUGGGACUCCCUCGUCACUACGGUCUUUUCACAUGUCCGAUUUCCUAUGAUGUGUCCAAAUCAAUUGGCAAAGUUGCUGUUGUGUCCGUUAACGCAGGAACACAAGGAGUUCUUUAUGGAACGAAUGGCAAUUGCAAUGAGUUAUCAAUCAGGUCAAUAUGAAAGAAUAGCAGAAGUUCAAGAGACAGAAGCCGGCCGGAUGCUCUUUACACCCCGUCUCUACACCGAAGACACGUGGGGUUUGGUGCUCGCUGUUGACAAUUUCCACUCCCUGCCGUGUUAUCACACACGCACGUUCAUAUUCUCGACCAGGCCCUCCAUAGACGACGUGGCAGCUGAUAAGCUAACGGAGUGGACGGUGGAUCUUUAUCCCAAAGGGGUCUGGUUCAGGAAGAGCAUGCUCAUUGUAUGGGCUGUGACAUACGAUGUACCGGAAGUAGUCCUGCGUACAGUUCGCAUCUCGAUCACGUGCCAAAACUGUCCGCAACAACAGGACAACAAUUAUGAGUACUGCGAGUACAACGAGCCCGAUGUCAGGGUCAAGAUUGGAAUACUGGUGUGGGGAGUACAGAAUGGCGUCGAGCACGUGGCGUCCGUCGUCGAGAGAGUGCACAGAUUUUCUGCUCAAAAUAGAGUGCUGAACAUCGACGGCGCGCUGGACUUCGACGAGCUCAACACGCCGCUCUACUCGCCCGCCGGGCCCGCCUCGCCCUCCCCCCCCGCCGGGAAGCACGGACGUUGUCCGAAGUGCUCGGACAUCUGCGACCCGCCCGAACCCAAGCACCUGUUGGGCCCCAACAGAGACCAGCUGAGGAUACAAGUAGUGAUAGUUCCGCUGACAGACUUCUGCCACGUGGGCGCGGCCGACACUAACGGAUGACCGUCCGGCGCCGGCUCGGCCUGAGCGACCGUCCGGCCGUGACCGUCGACUUGCGCUUCGCUGGAUGUAAAUAUACGUGACGAAUAUUCGGGCGAAUGUUGUAAUUUAUAUUAUUUAGUGUUGUAUGCGUGAAGUUUUACCGGUUUGUAAACGAUUUAAUGUAUAAAUUAAUUUUAGUUCAAUUUAAUUAAAUAUUAAAUUACAGAGUUGUGAUUAUUGUACUAUGUUAUAUUGUAGUCAAAAGUACAUGUUAUGUGGUUUAAGUAUUACGUACAUUUUUUUUGUGUUAAAAAUAAAUGAAUAGUUAAAAAAAUUUUUUUAAAGCUUCUAUGAUCAAAAUAUUUUGUCUAUGCCGAGCUGUGAUCGUAGAGGAGUUCCUUCGUUUGUAUCAAAUUCUGGGUGUAGAAUCUUGUUGUGCUUAUCAUAGAAAUGCAUUGUCAUCUGAAAUUCAACUGAACCAAUGUAUACAAUUUCUACUCCACUGGAUACGAGGAAGUGGUUUCAAUUCAACUUGCAUAUUUGAACUAACAAACAUUGCACGUUAAAUAAAGUAAUGUAAAAACUUUUUGUUUUGAUUUAAUAAGUUUUAAAAUAUUUUUUUUUCUAUCUUAAUUUUUAGUUUUAAAAUGGAUUCCCUUCGACA